GUUGUUAAAGUAAAUUACAAAUAUAAGUUAAAAGUCUUAUUGUAUUGUAAACUGUAUGUAAACAGAAGUUUCUACAUUUGAAACAAGGAUACAUGUAAUACAAAUGUAAAGAUGAACAUCUCCGAAGAAGAUCAAAUGAUGACUCUGAAGCAAACACAGGAAGUAAUAUUACAAAAGCUUCUUCCUGCGAUAGUUACCUUGGUGAUAUUUUGUUUCAUCGGACUCAUCGGUAACAUAGCAACGAUUAUAUUCUACGCUCAACAAAGUGGCCGCUCCUCGACGUUUCUAAUGAUAACGUCACUGGCUGCAGUAGAUUUAGCUGUAUGCGUUGCUAUGAUACUCAGCAUUUUGGAACUGUCGGUUUUAGUGACAUCAUACUACAGCAUCGUCUGCAAGAUGACCCAUUUUUUAGGUCGUUGGUUUGUUGGCUCUUCUUGUUUCGUUCUUUGGAUAAUUUCAAUCGAUAGAUACAGAAAAAUAUGUAAACCAUUUGAAAAGCAAGUUACAGUCUUUAAAGCUAAAAAGAUCGUUACAGGAUUUAUUUUACUCUCGUUAUUGCUUUCAGUGAAAGAACUAGUACAUUACAGUAGCAUUAAAAUCCCAUUACAUGUUUCAAAUAGCAACUCGACUAUAACAGGUUAUUAUUGUAAAGAAUUAAAUGGCACCGGAUACAAAAUCAGUAUUUCUGUAUUCAAUGCCAUUGACAUGAUAUUAUUUGUUGUUAUUUGGAUUAGUCAGAUUGUUGUAUACAGUCUGAUUAUUUACAACCUUGUCAAAAUUCGAAACAUGAAAGACAAAUUGAAAGGACUACCGUACACAAAGAAAACAGUAGAGAUGAGUCAUGGCAAAGAUUCCGAUAGUUUAACAUCCGGCGGACAUGUUAAUCAGACGAUUGACGUUUCUCCUCGUGAUAGAAUUUCUAACGUUGAAUUAAACGACAGUCGGUUAAAUGCAACACAGUGCACAUGUACGUCCUUGAACGCACAAGAAAACAUAUCAAACCAGGCUGAAGCGUUUGAAAAAGAACUCAAGAAACCCCAAACUGUCGAGAUAGAAUUAUCAACUGAGAAUUCUCAAAGAUGUCAAGAUGUUGGUUCUAUUAAAACACUUCCUAACGACGGCAAAGGUCAAGGUCAUGUAAAUCGCAUAUCGCUGUCACAUAUUGAGAUAAAAUUGACCCUAAUGUUAUUUACUGUCUCACUAAUAUUUAUCUUGUGUUUUACGCCAUAUUUUAUUAUGGUCAUGUGGGCAUUCAGUGCUGGAAAAGACUUUGAAUUAGACGCUGGUAUAAAAUUUGCAAUCCGUCUCCCAUUUCUUAACAGUGUUUUUAAUCCAAUGAUCUAUUUUGCCUUUAAUGCAGACUUUAGAUCUUUUAUUAAACGUUUAUGUUUUGGACGCUGCACAGGAAGUUUUAGUAUGUAGAUUUUUAAAGACACAAAGUCAUAUUUAUCAGUUUAUGAACGUACUUUUCAGUGUAAAUCAAUAGACUAUUUCGAAUUUGUCUUAUUAUUAAUAUAGCAUUUCGCAAACAAUAUAUUCAAAGCUAAUUCAAGCUGGAUUCAAGCUUGUAUAAUAUUAUCAUAUUGAUUACUGACAUAUAAAGAUCAAAAAGUGUCAUGGAGAGCUCGUUUUCUAAAAGCUACUUCAUCAAAGUUGUAAACGAUGUAAAAGUUAAAGUUUUAUUUGAUACAUUAAUUUUGCUCUUUUUAAGUAAACGAUGUAAAAGUGAUACAUUAAUUUUGCUUUUUACAUUUUAUGAGUUUUAAGUUAUGUUGUAAAAUAUACUUGGGAAUUAUCACUAGAGCGAUAUUGUUGAAGCUAAUAAUAUUAUGAUUACAAGGAAAUUAAGAAACUAUAUGAACAUAAACUUAUACAAUGUUAUGUUACUAGUAACGCCUCGGUACAGACAUUAUUGCUUAUAUCAUUAUUUGUGUAAUUGUUACUACGUAGCUACGUUUUAAUUUUGUAAUUGUACAUCUAAGUACGUUACAUAUAGAAUACUGAAGAAGUCGAGGAGUUAUACAUAUUCACCAUUAUCACACGCCCGUGCCGAUUUCGCGACUCGAAAAACGGUAUUGCAUGGUCGUGCAUAUAUUUUGACAUGACGUCAUUUGCGUUAUAUAAUCAUAGCGUAAAGACGCACAAAAUGUAAGCGUUAAACUAUCGGCGUGUCAAUGAAAACUGUUUCUUUAUCACUUCAAACGGUUUUUAUUUAAUGUAUGUGAUAAAUAGAAUAUUAAAUUCGUGUAAGUUCAUUACUACAUUUAUUGAACUCAUUGAAUAAAAUAAUAUUAUGCUCGCCAGAGGCUCGCAUAAUAUAAUUUUAUUCAAUUCGUUCAAUAAAUUCAGUAUUAAACUUACACUCAUUCAAUAUCCUUUAUUUAUAUUUUAUUCUAGAUUGUAUGAUAGAAAAACAAAAUCAAAGCACAGAAGGCGCUGAAAUUGUUCAGGUCUCAGAAUGUCAGAAAGGUGAAGGUUGUGAGAUUGUAAACCAAUUUGUUUUUGUAAAGUGCCACCAAUGCUUUCCAGUGUUUUAACUGUUGUAAAUUGGUUAUAAGACUUAUUGCAACACUGAUAUUCAAUUCAAUGUUAGGAAACUACCCGCCUAUAUGACUGAAAUACUGUUGGAAAAAGGCGUAAAAUGAAACAAACAAACAAACAAACAAUUCAAUGUUUAUUUGACUUCAACAAUUUGAAAAAAAGAUGAGUUGCCUUAACUGGGAUUUGAACUCCAGACCUCUCGAUACCUAAGCGAGCAUGCAAACCCCUCGGCCACGGUGAAGUUAUAUAAUAACGGCUUGAAGAAAACCAUAUUAUUCUAAAUUAGGAUUUGUAACUCAUUUAUUCGGCGCUAAACCUGUUGUAAAUAAUCAUGAAGCUUACUAUAAGCGUGUAUAUCUAUAAAGAAUAAAUAAGAAAUCUGAAUUCGACCAUUCGGGAAUUAUUUUGCUUGAAUUAUGCACGAUUUUACGUGUAACAUAUGGCAUUCGAGGCAUUACGUUCACCAGAGACAUGCUAUCCAUAUCUCUGCGUUCACGCCGUCCAUUUGUGAAAUUUGGAUUUUCUGCCCUCGAAUUUGACGAACUAAAGGCGUAGUUUGAUGAGAAAUUUUCCGAAAUAAAGAGAGAUUUUGUCAAUGCUCCUAUUCCGCCAGCCAUGAAAGUCAAAAGCUCUACAAGAUCAACUUGACUAUAACUGUGAGUUGCUUUCUAUUGUUCAGAACUUGGAAUGUCUUUCAAAUCCUUUAGAGAUCUGUGAAAUAAGUGACAUUUGUGCGAAAAUUCAGAAGAAAAUUAAUCGCCGUGUCAAACUGAUCAAAUUAGCGGACAAAUCUCCGGCAGGCUGGCUCGUUGUCAAAGCAUACGAACAAGACGGUUUGGCAAGUGACGACGAGAAUAGCAGUAAAAUCAAAAACGCAGAGAAAUCGGCUUUGGCAAUUUUAAAAGAACGUGAUGAAAGGAGAAAGUCAUUUACUAAGUUCAACUCUGCGCAACGUUACUAUCCUUAUAACGUUAACAAUUUUUCUAGGUCUGUCGGCGACAAAUUUGCUAUGGCAUCUUAUAAUCCAGGGAUUAGCAAUUUUCGUCCCUUCACAUACAACAACUAGUGGCGCCAGCAACCUUUCUACGGUCCAAGACCAACAGACCAAUGUUUUGUCUGUGGUAAGUUCGGGCACUACCGAUCUACCUGACCUCACAACAUCUUUAACCGGAAGCCCAACAGAGGUGCAGUCUACCCAGAUUCGGAACCUAAGAAACAGCGAAGUCGACGUUUCCAAGGAUUAAAUCAUAGACUUUAAAGUUGAGUAUAAUUUAUUUUUUCAUUCUGUUUUCAGUUUGAAAGUAAUAGUGACCAUGACCUUUGACCUUGUGACCCUAAAAAUCACUAGGGGUCUUCUACCCAAUAUGGACAAUCAUCCUAUGAAGUUUGAACACAGUGGGUAUAAUGAAAAUUCAGUUAUGUUCCGAAAACUGUUUUCAGUUUUAAGGUUAUAGUGACCUUGACCUUUGACCUUGUGACCCCAAAACCAAAAGGUUUUUUUAAACCCAAUAUGUACAAUCAUCCUAUGAAGUUUGAAUAUUGUGGGCCAAAU
This is a messenger RNA of Ruditapes philippinarum (Manila clam), 4093 nucleotides long. RefSeq names its product D(2) dopamine receptor A-like. Gene Ontology annotation, molecular function: neuropeptide receptor activity. Bases 112 to 1422 code for a protein of 436 amino acids. Lineage: Eukaryota; Metazoa; Mollusca; Bivalvia; Venerida; Veneridae. The record is from RefSeq and is a predicted model, not a curated record. Gene Ontology annotation, cellular component: membrane. Gene Ontology annotation, biological process: neuropeptide signaling pathway. The transcript is spliced from 2 exons.